AGAGUCCAAAAAAAAGAACACGGAGCAAUUAUUGUGUGCUCCGAAAAAGCUCCGCCCACUUCUAGCCCUUGUAAUCUGUUAGGAAGUCAAGACACACACACACACACAAAAUGCAAAUGUUUCGGCAUUCAUCGGCAGAUAUGUGGAGGGCGAAGAAGCCAACACUGGAGAGAAGAUCAACUGAUGGACGGCGAUCUUCUAUUGUUGAUUGGAUUAAUGGAUUAUCGGAUAAUAACAAUUAUAAGUCGGAUCACUGGGUUGAAAAACAUGACGAGGGGUGCGAGCGAAUGACAAGAAACGGAAGUGUUUGUGCUGUUGAAGAGUCAGAACCAGAUGUGCCCACGCAACACAGAGAAGUUUUACUCACAAAACUGAAAAUUGAGAUCAAAAAUAUAAUGGCCGAGCACGGAGCAAAAAAGUACUUGAACCUCAACUCCCCAUACGUUACCUCACUCUGCAUCGCAGUUGAUGCUUGUAUAAUGGAUGGUCUCCGGCGUCGGCUACUCACAUUAUUCAAUAGUCCAUCAUCAAUGUCACUUCUUCAAAUAAUUGCAAAAUCAAAUGGUCCAGCUCAACAGGUUUUAGAUCAGACAAGAGAGAUUGAGGAGCUACGGACAAGUGCAAUUCCAGUGCAUUUGAUAUGGAUUCGUGAGGCUCUGUAUUUGAAGUCUUUGUCUACUAUUAUCAAUCAUUUUAUUGAUUCAAAAAGUGUCCGUCGAUACUAUGACAAUAGUGCCCUACUACUGGAUCCUGUUAAAGGUCGCCUAGUUGCUACGCUUAUGAUGGCUCCGUGCAUGGUAACAUAUCGAAGAAUGAGCAACCGAAUUGAGCAAGAAGCCACUGCUGAAGAGCUCGUAGAAGGAGCAACACGUGGAUCCACAUCCACAGUUCCGUCUAGGCCACCACUAUCCAUAACCCGUCAAGUGUCUAGUAUAGCAGCUUCAGUUGAAAGGAAUGGCUCCGUGAGCCGUGAUUAUGUAUUUUCACUUCAUCACAGCUGCAAAUCGACCCUUCUUUAUGGAAAGAACAAUGUUUGUGUCGCAAUGAAUGGAAGCGAUUUUGCAAAGGGUUACAUGUCGCUUCAAAAGUUCUACGACGGAAACCUUUCUCUAAAAUGGGUACCCAAUCAACUUAUGCACGCGAGUUCUCAGCCCUCUUCAGGACACUCAAAUAAUGGAGAAUUUACAAAUAUUUGGAAGAAUACUAUAAAUAUUGAAAUGCAAGACAUUAUCUACAUUCAUUUGCAUCAAAAAGAUGAGAUCUCUCCGACAUGCUUGACAUUUGUCAAUUGCGAAGGAGUUCAAUCAGCUCCAUUCCAAUUACCUGCUGGUCAACAUUCAAUUGCAUUUCUUUCUUCACUUGAGACGGGUUUAGCUCCACUUCUGAGGCUUGAUCCUCCACUUUGGGUUGGCACGACUAAAGAGAAAAUUUUGCCUCGUCUACGAAAGCGGUCUACGGCAGUGGCGAAUCCUGCUAUGCUUGACUACGUUUUUCGUUUGGUAAGAACUUCUGGUGUUGAACCGGCUCCAGAGGAUAUUGAAGAUCCACUUGCACCAACAUCACAUUCUCCUCCGAUUCAUGAUAAUUGCGUCUCUCUGCCAAACUCACCGUAUAUUGUCGAUAAUGUGGAUAGUAUUGUAAAUUUCCAAAUCGGCACGGCUUGCCAAUCGAUGAGAAAUCAAAUAAUGGCUCGUGCCUUUUACGGGUGGCUCACCUAUGUUAGGCAUCUGAGGACUAUUCGAACGCAUUUAUUACAUUUGGUGGAUACAAAAACAUUGAUUUGUGAUGAUGAUUGUGAUCCGGUCGAUGAAAAGUUCUGGAAGCAAGCUAGAGCAGAGCCUACUGAAGAAAACGAGAAGGAAUUUUUAAAACGGGUCUACUGGAGAGGAAUAGAAGGAAUUAAUACAAAAGAAGUCCGAAGAAUGGCGUGGCCGUACCUUCUAGGAUUGUUUGAAUGGAAUGAGAGUCCAGAGUCUAGGCUGGAACAGUUUACGAGUCAGUAUUGGCAAGAUAUAGAAGAAUGGCGAGUUCUUGAGGCAGAAGUUCGGCGUAGAGACGAGGAAGCCUUCCGAGCGGCGAGAGCUCGAAAAGCAGCUUCACCAGUUCGAGAGGAGUCGUGCGAUGUUUUCGAGGAUCCGAAUGAGCCAACAUGCUCUCAGCACUACGACCGCGAGAACUUGAUCACCUUAUUCCGCGCAAAUCUGCACAGAAUUGACAAGGACGUGGAGAGAUGCGAUAGAAAUUUGAUGUUCUUCUCGAAUAAAGACAAUUUAGAGAGCUUGAGACGAGUAAUGUACACAUAUGUGCGCCGAAACCUCGAAGAAGGAUAUACUCAAGGAAUGUGCGACUUGUUGGCUCCACUGUUGGUUACUUUUGAAGAUGAGGCUUUAACACUUGAGUGCUUCUCACUUUUGAUGCUUCGGCAACGAGGAAAGUUUCCGCAACGUCCAGGGAUGUCAAAGUGUCUGUUGAACUUGAGAUCAUUGAUACAGGUUGUCGAUCCACAAAUCUACGCCCUUAUCUCUGACAUCGACUAUGCUCAAGCACUAUCGUUCGCUUUUAGAUGGUUUUUGCUGGACUUCAAACGAGAACUAUCCUACGAAUGUACCUACAAAGUAUGGGAGGUCAUCUGGGCUGCUCAGCGACUCCGGAUCACAGAUGAUUUUGCGAUUUUCUUUGGCUUGGCAACAAUCACCAACUAUCACGAUGUCCUUAUCACAAACAACUUUGACUAUACUGAUAUGAUUAAAUUUUUCAAUGAAAUGGCCGAACGUCACGAUUGCUCACGUCUUCUCUCAUCGGCUCGCACCCACGUCAAAUGUUUGCAGAACCUUGUGCAACACCUCAAGUAGAAUGUGUGGGAGAACAUCGAUUUUCUGUGUCAUACGGGUCACUAUCCGAAUGUGUAUUCAUGAAAACUUAUUAUUUUACACUUUUCAUAAUCAAUUUUUUUUCGUCUGUAGUUGACAGCUAGUAGUUUGUAUUUAUUGCAGAAAAUGUAUACUUUUAAUGAAAUUUAUGUACGCUAUUGU
Caenorhabditis elegans is the source of this 3032-nucleotide messenger RNA. It is a transcript of the gene tbc-8, whose product is annotated as Rab GTPase-activating protein tbc-8. The record is from RefSeq and is marked reviewed. The transcript has 18 exons. NCBI's taxonomy places the organism in Eukaryota, Metazoa, Nematoda, Chromadorea, Rhabditida, Rhabditidae. Bases 111 to 2852 code for a protein of 913 amino acids. Gene Ontology annotation, molecular function: GTPase activator activity. Gene Ontology annotation, cellular component: early endosome; Golgi apparatus; cytoplasmic vesicle membrane.